Atta colombica is the source of this 2532-nucleotide messenger RNA. Its product is annotated as RING finger protein 121. Lineage: Eukaryota; Metazoa; Arthropoda; Insecta; Hymenoptera; Formicidae. Gene Ontology annotation, cellular component: endoplasmic reticulum membrane; Golgi membrane. The record is from RefSeq and is a predicted model, not a curated record. The transcript is spliced from 9 exons. Gene Ontology annotation, molecular function: metal ion binding; ubiquitin protein ligase activity. Bases 185 to 1177 code for a protein of 330 amino acids.
UAAAUACAAGUAAAAUAUCGGAAUACAAUCAAAUAACUUAAAUGCCGGUCAUUCAGUGAAUGUUCAGUACUGCUAACGAUAUUCUAAGAUAACUAUUAAGAUGUUUCUGCAACGCGGCAGCCGCUUCAGUUUGUUAACACAUAUUUCUCUGUGAUACAACAUUUAAUGUGAUACAACAUUCACGAUGCACACCACGAAUUUACAUCAAAUGCCAAACAAAAGCGAAGCAGAAUUGACUCCAGAGGAAAAAUGGAGAGUGGAGCACAUAAAGAUGCACGAACAACAUCGAGGUCACGAAUCUAUGCACGCAGAAAUGCUGCUUAUAUUGUUAGUGACAUUAACAGUAGCACAGAUUGUACUAAUUGAGUGGAAGAAGAGGCACUUUAAGUCAUACCAGCUUGUAACACUUGUAGCCAUGUGGAUUAUUCCAUUUGGAAUUAGUUUGAAGAAUCACUGGUGGAGAUUUAUAUUUUUAUGGCUUUUAUCCUCGUGUAUAACAGGUUUAGUAGUAAGAAAAGCCAUUCAGAGACCAAUCGAAGGUACCACACCUAGAUUAGUGUACAAAUGGUUUUAUUUUAUUUAUAAGCUCAGCUAUGUAUUGGGUAUAAUUGGAUAUAUUUUAAUUUUGCUUACAUUCUUUGGUCUAAAUAUCAUAUUAAAUGUUAAGCCUCAUGUUUGGAUGGAUUGGGGCAUGUUGUUCAUAUUUUACGGUCUUUACUUUGGAGUAUUAGGAAGAGAUAUUGCUGAAAUAUGUGCUGACACAAUGGCAUCACAUAUCGGAUAUUAUACUCCCGAUAGCAUGCCAACCAGGAUUCUGGAGGUAAAUGUUUGUGCAGUAUGUGGAAACAAACUUCUAGUUUCUGAGCAUGAGGAAGGUGUGAUUGAAAAUACAUACAAGCUUACUUGCGGCCAUGUUUUUCACGAGUUUUGCAUUAGAGGCUGGUGCAUUGUGGGGAAAAAGCAAACUUGUCCUUAUUGCAAAGAGAAAGUCGACUUAACGAAAAUGUUCCGCAAUCCUUGGCAACGGCCGCACGUUUUAUACGGUCAAUUGCUGGAUUGGUUAAGGUGGCUUGUUGCAUGGCAACCGUUAAUUUUGUUUCUAGUUCAAGGUAUCAAUUGGGCUCUGGGCCUUGAAGUAACAAAUACGAAGGAGGAUCAGCAUGAAAAAACAUCGUAACGGAUGUAACGGAUUAACUACUACCGCACGCUAUAUAAUAACGCUUAGAUAAUUUUUCUGCUAACACCGACAGAUAAGUUCCUAUUUACACUCGAAGUCUUACUAAUUGUAAGAGAUUUGAGAAAGGAUAUGAUCUCGUUGGACGCGUAUAGGGUUCAAGAUAAUGUAUACAUGUGUGCGUGUAUGUGUGUGGGCACAGUAAGAGAGAGAGAAAGACAAUGAUAACAACUUAUCAGUGAUGUUACUAAAAGACUUUAAUUAACUUUCUCGUUAUUAUCGAUAGAAAAACAACUUUCAUCACAUCACGUAUCCAUAGGUACUUGUCAGACCAUGUCGGACCCGUCGCGAGAGUAUUAUAUAUAAUUCAUAUUUAUAUUUAUAUACAUAUAUAUUUGCCUAUAAACCUAAAGUCUUUCGCGGACACUUGUGGAAUGAAAUUCCGAGGCGAGGUGUGAAGGGUGGCGUAGGAAAGUGAGGAUGAGAUAACAGAGGCCAAGGGUGAAAACACAUUUAACGAUUAUCUUUCAACGAAUUCGAUGAACAGAGGUGUUGACGUUAACACUCGAAACUUGAUCUUUGGCUUGUUGGAUAGUUCAGACGCCACGAAACGACGGGAUCGUUAGGAUGGGUCCAGGGGCAGACAUUCACAAACACGGGGAAAUUUUAUAGAUAUAUUUAUUGAGUACUUAGCGUGUAAGAGUAUAGAAUAUAUGUUACCUUAUUGUUAAAUAUCAUUACAUGGUAAAUAUAUUUCUAUAUAUGUAUAUAUAUAUAUAUGUGUGUGUGUGAUCACAUAUAUUUAUACAUAUAUAUCUCGUGAUGUAGUCUUUAAAAUAAACUUGCGCGCAGGCACAUGCGCGUGUUUACAUGUGUGUUCAAGAUAUUUACAUAAUCGCAAUUAAUAUGUACAAGUUCACGAAAAACAGAAAGUAAAGUACAGACGAACGGGCGAGCAUUGUGUAUCGGUCGUGUCGGUGAUCGUCGGUUCGCCGUUUGAGUCCCACGCGAGGAUACCGACUGUCGGGACCCGAGCCGCGUUCACCGUCACGCCAAUGCCAAGAAUAGAUGCCAGUAAAAUUUUUACUUCCUCCAUUUCCUCUUUCUCCGUGUAUAAAUUGACCGCCGUCUUUAUAUGAAAGUAUAAAGGUCGCUACGGUGAGAUGGUUUUUCCUUUUUUUCCUUUUGCGGGCACGGGUGUACGAAACUACCAUUGCUACGGAUAUAAUUGUAGGUACCCUAAUUAACAACAUCAAUGUCGCAUACGAUUGUGGCUCUUCUUUUUUUUUUACGUAGCAGCUCUCUUUUUUUCAUCUCGUCGCUCGCGAAAAUGAUAACAGAGGCUUCUUACGACGCUU